Juglans regia (Persian walnut) is the source of this 3373-nucleotide messenger RNA. Its product is annotated as calmodulin-binding transcription activator 5-like. Gene Ontology annotation, molecular function: transcription coregulator activity; protein binding; double-stranded DNA binding. NCBI's taxonomy places the organism in Eukaryota, Viridiplantae, Streptophyta, Magnoliopsida, Fagales, Juglandaceae. Gene Ontology annotation, biological process: regulation of transcription by RNA polymerase II. Bases 305 to 3064 code for a protein of 919 amino acids. The transcript is spliced from 13 exons. Gene Ontology annotation, cellular component: nucleus. The record is from RefSeq and is a predicted model, not a curated record.
ACUCUUUUCUUUUUGUCUUAAUUUUUUGUUCAAAAAACAGGGAAAGGGACGAUCAUAAAGGUCAGCCUCCGAGUCCCUGUAUUUUUGUUUUCUCUUCCAUUUCAAACCCUCUCUCUCUCAUCAGGUACUCGUCCAAGCUUCUACCAUCGCCUGCUUUUUUUUGGGGGUAAUCGUUAAUUUUCUUGCAGAUAGCAUCAUUUUUUCCCUGGCCUGAGAACUGAUAAGGUUUAAGAUACGGGGUUAUCAGUUAAGGUCUGAGAAAAAUAAUUGUUGGGGGGGGAAUUUCUAUUUUUCCGAGGUUUUAAUGAUGGAAGGGCAGCUUGUGGGCACCGAGAUUCAUGGCUUCCAUACAUUGCAAGAUUUGGAUGUUCAGAAUAUUAUGGAAGAAGCCAAAGCAAGGUGGCUCCGCCCAAAUGAAAUUCAUGCAAUACUCUGCAAUUACAAGUAUUUCACAAUCAAUGUCAAGCCACUGAACUUGCCCCAAAGUGGCACUAUUCAAUUGUUUGACCGUAAGAUGCUUAGGAACUUCCGGAAGGAUGGUCAUAAUUGGAAGAAGAAAAAGGAUGGGAAGACUGUCAAAGAAGCUCAUGAACACUUAAAAGUUGGUAAUGAAGAAAGGAUCCAUGUAUACUAUGCACAUGGUCAAGAUAACCCAACCUUUGUUCGCAGGUGUUACUGGCUUCUUGACAAGAGCCUAGAGCACAUAGUCCUUGUUCAUUAUCGUGAAACACAGGAGUUGCAGGGAUCUCCAGCAACACCUGUCAAUUCAAAUUCUAGUAGUGGCUCUGACCCAUCUGCUCCUGGGCUUUCAUCAGAAGAACACGACUCUGGUUCUAAUCAUACAUAUAGUGCUGGCAAGAAAGAACUCUUAGGGCCUGGUGACAAUUUAACUGUACAUAAUCAUGAACUGAGGAUUCACGAGAUUAAUACUCUCGAAUGGGAUGAGCUUCUGCUGACAAAUGAUUCUAACACCUCAACUGCACCUAAAGGAGAUAAAGUUUCAAGCUUUGAUCGGUCAAAUCAAAUUGGAGUAAAUGGCUCUUUACAUGAUGGAGUGAACAGUUUUUCAGCUGAAGUUUCUUCUCUCGGUAAUUUGACAGAGACGGUUGCUAGGAGCAAUAACAUUCAUUCAAAUUUCCCAGACAGCGUUCAUAUCCAGGCACUGGAUGGUCAAGUGAACACAAACAAGCCCAGAAGGGAUUCAAUCACCCUGGGCACCAAUAAUUCCCUAGACAUUUUGGUCAAUGAUGGGCUGCAAAGCCAUGAUAGUUUUGGAAGGUGGAUGAACCAAAUCAUGGCUGACUCACCAGGUUCAUUGGAGAGUGUAGUGCUUGACUCGUCAAUUUCCUCAUGUCAAGAGUCAUUUGUCUCUUCUGUGAUGGAUCAUCAUGAAUCUUCCGUUCCAGAGCAAAUAUUUACCAUAACGGAUGCCUCACCAUCAUGGGCGUUUUCCUCAGAGAAAACAAAGAUCCUAGUCACUGGAUUCAUUCAUGAAGAGUACCUACAUCUUCUGAAGUCUAGUCUCAUUUGUGUUUGUGGCGAUGCCUGUUAUCCUGUAGAAAUGGUUCAGGCUGGGGUUUAUCGCUGCUUUGUGCUACCGCAUUCUCCUGGACUAGUAAACCUUUUCAUGAGUUUUGAUGGUCACAAACCCAUCAGCCAAGUCUUGAAUUUUGAGUAUCGUGCUCCUGUGAAUUACCCAAUAGUUUCCUCAGAAGAGAAUUACAAGUGGGAAGAGCUCCAAGUUCAGCUUCGACUUGCAUAUCUGCUCUUCUCUACAUCUAAGAGCCUUAGUAUCCUGUCCAAUAAAGUAUCACCAAAUGCCCUGAAGGAGGCUAAAAAGUUUGCCUCCAAAACCUCCAAUAUAUCUCUUGGUUGGACCCAUUUUAUCAAGUCAAUUGAAGACAACAAACCUCCAUUUCCACAAGCCAAAGACGUGCUGUUCGAACUCACUUUAAGAAACAGACUGAGGGAGUGGCUGCUAGAAAGAGUUGCUGAAGGCUCCAAAACCACUGAAUAUGAUGUCCAAGGUCAAGCUGUAAUACAUUUAUGUGCUAUCCUUGAAUAUACAUGGGCUAUUUAUUUAUUUUCAUGGUCAGGCUUAUCAUUGGAUUUUCGUGAUAAACAUGGAUGGACAGCUCUUCAUUGGGCAGCAUAUUAUGGAAGGGAGAAAAUGGUUGCCGUCCUUUUAGCUGCUGGUGCAAAGCCAAACUUGGUCACAGACCCUACCCCAGAAAACCCUGGUGGACGCACUGCUGCCGAUCUUGCAUCUUUGAAUGGGUACGAUGGCUUAGCAGCUUAUCUUUCAGAAAAGGCCUUGGUUGAACAGUUCAAUGAUAUGAGCAUAGCUGGAAAUGUCAGUGGUUCCCUUGAUACUACCUCAACUGAUACAGUAAACAUGGAAAACCUGACUGAGGAUCAGCUGUACCUAAAAGAUUCAUUGGCUGCUUAUCGGACAGCUGCUGAAGCUGCUGCGCGAAUACAGUCUGCAUUCAGGGAGCACUCUCUAAAACUAUGGACCCAAGAAGUUGAGCUUUCCGUUCCAGAGGCUGAAGCACGCGGUAUAGUUGCAGCAAUGAAGAUUCAACAUGCCUUUCGCAAGUACGAGUCACGAAAAAAGAUAGCAGCUGCUGCCCGUAUCCAACAUAGGUUCCGAACAUGGAAAAUUCGCAAAGAAUUCCUUAACCUGCGUCGUAAUACUAUCAAAAUUCAAGCUGUUUUCCGUGGCUAUCAAGUGCGGAGGCAAUACCAUAAAAUUCUUUGGUCAGUUGGGGUGCUUGAGAAAGCAAUUCUACGAUGGCGUUUGAAGAGAAAAGGUUUUCGUGGUCUUCAUGUUGAUCCAAUUGAAGCCGAUUCAUGUCAGAAGCAGGAAAGUGUUACAGAGGAGGACUUCUAUCGAACUAGCCGGAAGCAAGCUGAAGAUCGUGUUGAUAGAUCUGUUGUAAGGGUUCAGGCUAUGUUUCGUUCAAAGAAAGCACAAGAAGAAUAUCGGAGGAUGAAGUUAACCCAUAACCAAGCAAGGUUGGAAUAUGAAGGGCUUCUUGACCCUGAUACGUACAUGAAGUAGGUCCGGAGGCAGGUUCUGCAGAAAUAGGUUUAAGCAGGGUUCUGGGGACUCUGGCUGUUGAUGGUGCGCAUAGCAAGUGAUAAUAAAUCCAAAAAGAGUGGUUCUUUGCUCUUGUACUCUGUAAAUGUUGUAAAUGCCUAGAUUAAGGACAGUUUGCACUUUUGACCCUUUGCAAGGGUUUUAAGAUUGAGGGGGUCAUGGAUUCAGUCUUCUCGUGGGGGUCCUUAACUUCUCUUUUUGCUUUUGAUCACUCCUGUUAGUGCGCUUUUGGACACAAGAUCUAGUAAUCACCUGUGUUUUGGAUAUCUA